Messenger RNA from Rhodotorula toruloides NP11, 1485 nucleotides. RefSeq names its product dipeptidyl-peptidase. Gene Ontology annotation, biological process: proteolysis. The record is from RefSeq and is a predicted model, not a curated record. The transcript has 2 exons. NCBI's taxonomy places the organism in Eukaryota, Fungi, Basidiomycota, Microbotryomycetes, Sporidiobolales, Sporidiobolaceae. Bases 1 to 1485 code for a protein of 494 amino acids. Gene Ontology annotation, molecular function: metallodipeptidase activity.
AUGAAAGGGUUGCCGCUGGACUCGCUGGAGUCACAAAGCUCGACUCACACCCGCGCACACCGCCCCUUGCGCCAGUUCUCCUUCGCCGCCCUCAUCUCGCUCCUCCUGCUCCGACUCUCCUCCGUCUCGUUCGAGGACAUUGCGGAUGUUGCGAGGGACGUCAGGUGGUCGGUGACACCGCUGCCGAAGGACCCACACAGGCGGGCGCUGGCUCUGAUGGACAGAGCACCUGUGAUCGGCUCGUCCUUCCUCCUGCCCCUCCUCGCGGAUGCUGACCGGCAUCUCCUCCCAGACGGACACAUCGACCUCCCGAUCCUGGCGAGGUGGUACUACGCCAACGAAGUCGAGGACCCCAGCUUUGACCUGCGGAAGGAGGUGAGGGGCCAGGUUGAUAUCCCCAGGUUGAAGAAGGGAAAGGUUGGCGGGUUCUUCCACUCGGUCUACGUCCCCUGCCCGGAAGACGCAGGCUACCCUUCGCAAAACGAGGGCAACUUCACCGCCGCGACAUGGCGGGUGCGCGACACGCUCGAGCAAAUCGACACCGCUCGAUUGAUCAUCGACAAGUACGCCGACACGUUUGAGCUGUCGAAGACGGCGCGGGACUGGAAGAAGGCGAUGCGGAGGGGGAAGAUUGGCGGGAUGCUGGGCGUCGAAGGCGGUCACCAGCUCGGCUCGUCUCUCUCGGCCAUUCGGGCAUACUACGACCUCGGCGUGCGGUACAUCACCCUCACACACUCCUGCCACUCGCCCCUUGCCGACUCGUGCGGUCUUCCCGGCCGGGACCCGAUCAAGCCGCGCUGGGACGGCUUGUCGCCGUUCGGCUUGACCGCGAUUAAGGAGAUGAACCGCCUCGGCAUGCUCGUCGACAUCUCGCACACGCACCCCAAGACCGCCUCGGACGUCCUCACUCACUCGCUCGCCCCACCCAUCUUCUCCCACUCGAACGCUCGAGGCGUCUUCGACGUCGUUCGCAACGUCCCCGACUCGAUCCUGCGCCGCAUCGGCUCGAUCGACAAGUCUCGACGCGGGACGUUCAACCUUUCUGACGACGGCGAGGGCGGAAAGGGCUGGGGCGCCGACACAGGCGAGGUGGACAAGCCCAUCCCGUCAGGCGACUCGAUCGUCAUGCUCAACUUUUCGCCAGGCUUUGUCGGUGCCGACGCCGACGUCAGCGCCAUGGCAGACCAUGCCGAUUACAUCGGACGUCUUGCGGGCCGCGAGCACGUCGGUAUCGGCAGCGACUUUGACGGGAUCGAGGCGGUCCCCCGCGGACUCGAGGACGUCUCCAAGUACCCGAAGCUCGUCGCUGAGCUGAUCAAGCGUGGGUGGUCGGACAGCGAGAUUAUGGGCCUCACGAGCGGGAACCUCUUGCGGAUUCUCGAGAAGGCGGAGGCGGUCGCACGUUCUCAGCGGCAUGUCAAGCCGUACUACGAGGUCUUCAGCGGGCGGACGGAUCUCUCGAAGCACGACAGCCCGCCGUACUAG